Aethalodelphis obliquidens (Pacific white-sided dolphin) is the source of this 2782-nucleotide messenger RNA. Its product is annotated as HLA class II histocompatibility antigen, DO alpha chain-like. Gene Ontology annotation, cellular component: membrane; MHC class II protein complex. The transcript is spliced from 5 exons. Lineage: Eukaryota; Metazoa; Chordata; Mammalia; Artiodactyla; Delphinidae. Bases 51 to 803 code for a protein of 250 amino acids. Gene Ontology annotation, biological process: immune response; antigen processing and presentation. The record is from RefSeq and is a predicted model, not a curated record.
UUUACCCUCCACACCGACUGGGACUUAUUUGGUUAAAGCACCAAGGGACAAUGGUCCUCAGUGGGGGGCUGGUCCUGGGACUCCACACCUUGAUGACCCUCCUGAGCCCCCAGGAAGCUGGGGCCAUCAAGGCUGACCACAUGGGCUCCUACGGACCAGCCUUCUACCAGUCCUAUGAUGGCUCGGGUCAGUUCACCUACGAUUUCGAUGGAGAGCAGCUGUUCUCUGUGGACCUGAAGAAGAGGGAGGCUGUGUGGCGUCUGCCUGAAUUUGGCAACUUCGCCUACUUUGACCCGCAGCAUGGGCUGGCCAGUAUCACGAUGAUCAAAGCGCAUCUGGACGUCUUGGUGGAGCGCUCGAACCGUACCAGAGCCGCCAACGUGCCCCCAAGAGUGACUGUGCUGCCCAAGUCUCACGUGGAGCUGGGCCAGCCCAACGUCCUCAUCUGCGUCGUGGAGAACAUCUUCCCCCCUGUCAUCAAUAUCACCUGGCUGCGCAACGGGCAGACCAUCACCGAGGGGGUGGCCCAGACCAGCUUCUAUGCCCAGCCCAACCAUCUGUUCCGGAAGUUCCACUACUUGCCCUUCGUGCCCUCGGUGGAUGACUUCUAUGACUGCAAGGUGGAGCACUGGGGCCUGGACCAGCCGCUCUUUAAGCACUGGGAGCCCCAGGUGCCUACCCUGCUGCCUGACACCACAGAGACCCUGGUCUUCACCCUCGGCCUGGCCCUCGGCCUGGCCGGCUUCCUCGUGGGCGUCAUCCUCAUCAUCACAGGCACAUGCCUGUCCAGCACCCCCAGGUAAUGGCCCUUCUGAGAGAAACAGGUAGGGGAGACACCCUACGGCUUCCUGGCAAGUGUCUGACAGCCCUUGGAUGCUCAGUGUCAGAGUCUACCACAUUCAUCCCCACCGUGCUGACUUUGAAAGGGAUCAACCUCUGUCCUACAGGUCUCCUCCUUUUUGGCUCCUGUACUCAAGGCAGGGACUUGUGGGGCACCAAGGAGUUCCCUUUCCCACCCCCAAAACACACACACACACACACACACACACACACACACACACACACACUUUCUUGCUCUACCCAAAGCCCUGGCUAGCCGCAGUAAAAUUUUAAACAGUGUUUGCACUGUAUUCAUUUUACCAGGUCUUGGCCAAUUCUUUCAGGGUGUAAGGGAUGCUGGGAUCUGGAAGUGGGGACUUCUGGGGAUGACUACUGAGCAUGACCACCUGCUACUGGGGAUUGACAAUCAUUCCCGGGCCAGUCUAGCUACGUCUUGCUCCAUUUGACUCAUCAGUUUGGGUCCCCUUGUGUGUCACGUGUGAACGGACUGUUUCACAUGGACAUCAUGAAAUCAACAUCCUGAAUUCGGAUUUGCCCCAAAAGGGAUGCAGAGUAUCCUGUUCAUUGCAACUCCCCGCAACCAAUGACAGUUCUACAGGGCACCAGGAGAGGAAACGUUCAUGGAAAUUUCAGUCUUGUCCAGAUUUACUCUGUCAUGAAGAGGCCAUUGGUAUCUAGCCAUGAUCUACAAUGUCAUCUCCUUUUUCUACAUUCCCUAGAGUCCCAAGCAUGACAAAGAGGCCCAAGGCUUGGGUAGGAUGGCCAUAUCUUCUGCCUGGGGUCAAUCAUAUCAGGUAGGAGGGUAGCAGUGUAGAUCAUCAAGGUAUCUGGUAAGAGGAAGGUCUAGGAGAGAUCCACCUGAAUGCUCUCUAAAUCUGUGGCCCGGAAGGUUUUAGUUUACUGUGAACAAAAUUUAAAAUGCACACAAAGUGGUAACUAACUAUACAAAGUAGUUUAUGUCAAGUACCAAGUGAGUGGUACAGAUUGAUGGUUUUCAAACUGGAAUACAGAGAAGAGUCACUUGAGAGCCUUUUAAAAAGUACAGGCUUCUCCCAGAUCAACUGAAUUAGAAUCUCGGGGCUGGGGAGAGUGGUGACGGGGAGUCUGUAAUAUUUUAACAUGCUCUAGAUGGUGCCGAUGAAGCCAUCCUGGACCCAGGCUGUGGUCUGGGAACAGGGACCCAUGGACAGAGUCUGGUGCUAUUGGAGGUCAUUGGAAGAGAGGAUCCCUGAGGUCUGAGUAGUCCAGGAGGGCUUUCUGGAAAACCUGUUUUUUUUAGGGCAUGAAAGUUGAGGAAGGGACUUCCCAGUGGUUAAAACUCUGUGCUUCUAAUGCAGGGGCACAGGUUCAAUCCCCGGUUAGGGAACGUGCUGUUCCACACAGCCAAAAAAGAAAAAGUUGAGCAAGAUACAGGUGAGUAGGGGCAAGAUGGGGGUUGGAACUGGGAGCAUUUGGUCCCGGAAAAGAGAGAAACCAAGAGAUUAUGGAGACUCUGUGGAUUUCCCAAGAGAGAAUAAAUGGGGGGAAAUCGAUGGCCAGAAGAGGACUCGGAUGGAAGUGGGAGAAGAUGGUUCUAAUCCAGGUUUUUGCUUGCCAGUCACAGAAACCCUAUUAAAAUGGUUAUAGACAAAAGGAGAGGGUAUUUACGAUAAAGACACAAGAGUGGUAUUCAGAACCCAAGGGUGGGUUUGAGCCAGGCCCUGCAAGGAACAGAACUCAGAGUGGAAGAGCCAGCAGAACGCAGAGCAGUCCGUCUUGCUCUCUCUCUCUGGGCCAUAGGGUCCCUGUUUUCUAGAUCCCUUGGUACGUCAGCCAUAUUCUCUCCCUAUGGACUGACUGUCCUUUUCAGCCGACAUGUCAACCCUAUAGGUCCUGUGUUUGUAUGUCACCUCAGCUCUAGCCGCCCACAGACUGUGUCUCCCAGUCACAAUUUUAAAUCAUU